AUGAGUUACGGCAGCAAAGUGCGGGUUGGCUGUGAUAAAGCGUUGCACACAGAGACUUUCAGCGCGCCAGGCACACAUGGUCGUGGACAGGCGGCGAUACCACCGACGGCUCUACCGGAUGUGCCGACGAUAUCGAACAUCAAAGUUACAUCGGCUGCAGUGAAGUUGCCGAGACGACAUGCGCCAGUGAAGGUCGAGGAGUCAACUAGGAACCUCAACGCGAAUGAAGAAGAGGCAGAGGGGAAUGGCGAUGUGCCCGUGUCAGAGUCUUCUCCCACCACCUCCACUACCCGACGUGUGGAAACCAUGACAUUUGAUGUAGAACGCAUCAGCCCACCGAUUGCGAACAUGUUUCGUCGACUGAUGAUGACUGAGGUCCCAGUCCUUGCAUUUGACCGCAUGCUCAUUGAGGAAAAUGACAGCGUCGUGCCGGACGAACUUCUCGCCCAUCGCAUCGGCCUUGUUCCAAUUGCUGGUCCUGUGUUGAAGAUGCAGUUUGUAACGGAAUCGAAUCAAGUAGGUUUUGAUGCUCUUGAUCCGCAACGUGUGUUGGUGUUUGAACUUGCUGCUGAAGGACGGCGUGAUGCAAAGUCGACGAGUGUCUACAGCGGCGAUCUUAAGUGGAAGCCGCUUCCAGGGCAAGAAGCGUGGGCAACUGGUGCCGACGAGGACCGUGUGUUUCUUGUCCAUCCCGACAUUAUAUUGACGAAGCUAGGGCCUGGACAGCGUUUAAAGCUGCGGGCGAUUGCUCUGAAGGGCAUUGGUGGUGUGCACGCGAAGUGGACCCCCGUCUCUGUCUGUUUCUACGAGCUCAAGACAAGCAUUUAUUUGCGUGAACCGAUUCGUGGGGAUUGUGCAACGAAAUUACAACGCAUUUGCCCUGUUGGUGUCUUUGGCGUGAACGAGGAGGGGGAGUCGGAGGUGGCGGAGGUGGAGAACUGCACGCUUUGUCGCGAGUGCCUCCGCCGUGACGUGUACCCCGAAAUCGCCGACAAGAUUGUCGUCGAAAAGGACAAAACUCGCAUGCGGUUCACCAUUGAAAGUAUUGGGCAGCUGCACGCGUCGCAAAUAUUCCGGUAUGCCCUCGCUUUGUUCGCCGAACGCGUUCGUGAUUUGGCCGGGCGUAUUCGCGGCACGGAGGCCAUUGUCACGGGUGCAGCCGCCGCAAUACCGUCCACCUGA
Messenger RNA from Trypanosoma cruzi, 1182 nucleotides. RefSeq names its product DNA-directed RNA polymerase, alpha subunit, putative. Gene Ontology annotation, molecular function: protein dimerization activity. NCBI's taxonomy places the organism in Eukaryota, Euglenozoa, Kinetoplastea, Trypanosomatida, Trypanosomatidae. Gene Ontology annotation, biological process: DNA-templated transcription. Bases 1 to 1182 code for a protein of 393 amino acids. Gene Ontology annotation, cellular component: RNA polymerase I complex; RNA polymerase III complex. The transcript has a single exon. The record is from RefSeq and is a predicted model, not a curated record.